Messenger RNA from Vicia villosa (hairy vetch), 2036 nucleotides. RefSeq lists its product as uncharacterized. Gene Ontology annotation, molecular function: ubiquitin-protein transferase activity; protein binding. The record is from RefSeq and is a predicted model, not a curated record. Bases 438 to 1601 code for a protein of 387 amino acids. The transcript is spliced from 2 exons. Lineage: Eukaryota; Viridiplantae; Streptophyta; Magnoliopsida; Fabales; Fabaceae. Gene Ontology annotation, biological process: SCF-dependent proteasomal ubiquitin-dependent protein catabolic process.
CCAUAAAUUUCACAUUGGGUAAAAUUUCCAGUAUAAAAUUGCAAAUUUUGAAAAACUCAGAAAUAAUUGACACUUACUAGUAGAAUUUUUGAAAAAUUCCGAUAUUAAUUCAUAUCAAAUAUUUCAAAUACACUAUCCAAAAUCUAGUUGUCGUCGGAAAUUUCAAAUUUCCUAUCCGAAAUUUUGUUCCAACAUUUGAUUCCCAUUCCCAUUUUGAACAAGGAUAGUUUUGAAAUAAUCAAAAUAGGGGUGAAGUUAAAUUCUCUAUGGGUGCAAAGAAAAAAAAAAAGCUUAGCGGUUGAGCCCAACCACAUAACAUUACAGAAAGAAAGCGAACGUGAGCGAGACAGAGGGACGGCGGCGAACGGAGGAGAAGGAUGAGAUUCUUUCAUCUCCAUUUCUUCUUCAGUAUGCAGGUUAACAUGAUUUGAUUAAAAAUGGGUAAAAAGGGAGUUAAGGAGUUCAGUUGCUCUGAUUCAGACUCUAACUCACAUCAAGUGAUUUCAAAGCUGCUUCUCCCUCAAGACUUGAUUUUUGAUAUCCUUACUUUUCUUUCUAUAAAUUGUUUAACUAACUCUGCAAUGUAUGUUUGUAAGACUUGGGCUGCUACUAUUACCAGCUUCCGAUUUGCUGAAGCCCAUCAACGCCGUGCACGCUCUAAACAUGGUCUUUACGUUCAAUGUUUGGUGUCAGGGAUUAGUUCCUAUUUCUUGGAAUUCAAAAAUGAUGAUGUGAAUGGCCAAUACGAAAGGUUUGAUUUGGGAACACCCGAAGGAAUGGGAGAUGUAAUCGCUAGUUGUGAUGGCAUAUGGCUUCUAUCAAAUGAUUCUAGCCAAAAUUUUGCCGCGAACCCCUGUCUCAAGUGCUGGCUUAGAAUUCCUUCUUUUCCUAGUUCUGUGCGACUUGAAAAUAUGAUCAUUAGGUUUCAGUGUACUAUAGCACGUGUUCCUGGCACUUCCGAAUUCAAAGUGUUUCUUUUGGAUGUCCUUGAUGUUUUGGGUUCUGCGUGGUUUUUUUUCUAUGUGCUGACAAUUGGAAUAGAUAACUCAUGGAAAGAGAUAGCUAGAAGAGAAGCUCCCCUUAACCAAUUACUUUGUUGGAAACCAAUUUAUAAUGGAGGCAAUGAUCUUUACUGGGUAACAAUGGAUGAAGUGAUUGUGAUGAAUGUUGACAAGGAAAUUGUUGUAAGUGAAUAUCCGAUUCGUGGUUGUUUGGUUGAUGGUUUGGGUAAAACAUUUUUAUGGAUGGGAGAUUGCCUUUCUUGUAUUGACCAUGAAGAUAUUUAUGGAACAUUUAAAAUCUUCGUUUUGAAUUUUGAUUCAAGAAAAUGGUCUCUUUAUCAUGAGAUGGGACCUUUUGAUUACGGGGCUGCAUGUGGUCAUGAACUUCAUGUUUCGUCCGUGUCCUUUCGUAUGUGGAUCAAUGAUCAAAUUAUCUUUCACGCCGAUGAAGGUUUUGCCAGCUUGAAAAACAUACAUUUUGGUUACAAUGUCAAAACGAGACAAUUAACAAAGAUUGACGGCAUUGAUAAGGGCGGUUUUGUGGUAUGUCGUCACAUCAACAGUCUAGCUUCAUUGCCAAGUACAACUACUGAUGUCUAAUGGUGUUUGCUUAGUGACUUUUAUUGACAAUUGACUACUUGGACUGAGACAACUCCUGUGCUCUUUGUUGCUUUUCUUAACCUCAGAAGACAAACACAGUUGAAAAUGUUUUUCAUAUUAGCAAUAGCAAUGUGUUGUAAGCAUCUGUCUACAAUGUCAUACAAAAAGACAAUGUAUAAUGCUUGUCCAUACUAAACAUUCAACUUGUGAUUUAGUUUCCUUAUUACCUUUUAUCUUGUUUUUUUUUUUGUGUGUGUGCAUGUGUUUAGUGAUGUUUUGUGCUUGGCAUAGUCAAGCAGGCUUGCCUAACUUUAAAAUGGCGCUCCUAAGAUAACUUUAGGAUAAAUAAUAGUUCUUGUAACUUGAAACAUCUUAGAUCUAGGUCAAUGCAUAUGACCAGAGUGGUUUAUGGACUUUGUAUGAUAGCAGUAUGCU